AUGUCUGCUCGAGAUAUGGUCGAUGGCUACCAGGUGGAUAGCGACUCGGGGGCUGAAGACGCCUAUAACACUUCAACUCCCUCCGCAAAUGCUGGUUCACUUAGCCCUCGCGGACGUCCUGGGAUCAAUACACCAACCCACUUGGCCCUUGCCGCUGCAGCCGCCAGAGUAUCUGCACCCAGUCCCGUAAUAGAUCCAAACGGUCUUGGAUGGCCUGCCAAAUCAACGCUCUCUCGUCUACAUGAAUCCCCAGAACAAAAAACACAGAGAAUCGAAAAGCUUGCUGGGGCCGUUCGUACCUUGCUUGAAUGUAUCGGCGAAGAUCCCGAAAGAGAGGGGCUGCAGCGUACCCCAGACAGGUACGCCAAAGCAUUGUUGUGGAUGACCAAGGGAUACGAAGAGAAGCUCAGUGAGGUCAUCAAUAAUGCUGUAUUUGCUGAAGACCACGAUGAAAUGGUAAUCGUACGGGACAUUGAUGUAUUCAGUCUCUGCGAACAUCAUAUGGUUCCGUUCACAGGCAAGAUUUCCAUUGGAUAUAUUCCCAACAAGCUUGUUCUCGGCCUCUCUAAACUUGCCCGGAUUGCGGAAACAUUCUCCCGGCGGCUCCAAGUUCAGGAACGACUCACACGCCAGGUGGCAUUGGCUGUAGAAGAGGCUAUCAGGCCGAAAGGUGUUGCUGUUGUAAUGGAAGCUACACAUUUAUGUAUGGCUAUGCGCGGUGUUCAAAAGCCAGGCGCAACGACCGUGACAUCGACAAUGCUAGGUUGUUUCCGCUCUCAAGCCAAGACGCGCGAGGAGUUUUUAACAUUGAUCCGAACUCCAUCGGUCAAUCGAUUCUGA
Rhizoctonia solani is the source of this 840-nucleotide messenger RNA. RefSeq names its product GTP cyclohydrolase I. Gene Ontology annotation, biological process: tetrahydrofolate biosynthetic process; tetrahydrobiopterin biosynthetic process. The record is from RefSeq and is a predicted model, not a curated record. Bases 1 to 840 code for a protein of 279 amino acids. Lineage: Eukaryota; Fungi; Basidiomycota; Agaricomycetes; Cantharellales; Ceratobasidiaceae. Gene Ontology annotation, cellular component: cytoplasm. The transcript has 5 exons. Gene Ontology annotation, molecular function: GTP cyclohydrolase I activity; GTP binding; zinc ion binding.